UUGGCAACGUUCCGUACAUGCCUUCGUUGUAGCUACAACCAGAUAUUUACGCGGCAUCUUGGUUUUUUGAAUUUCGAACGAUCUACAUACAGAGUGAUGUGAGAUUAUAAACUUCUGGUUACAGAUGACAUAGUGGUUGAAAAUUAAAAAAAAAUAUUUGACGUUUCUGAAUUGGUUCAUUGUUUUGGGAAAUUUUUGCGUUCUGUUUAUGGAUUUUUGAACGUUGUGAGGGUGGAGGUCACCCUUUACAGGUUUAAAAUAGUCAUGUCCCGCUCCCUCCACGUGAACACAAACAAUAAAGCGAACACAUAGAAAAUACAGCAUUUCAAAAUGUGAUAAAAGAUUGAUUGUCAUAAAAUAAUCAAACAAAAUGUUUUACUAUAGACUUAAAGUUACUAGUAGGUGUGUUAAACCAUUGUUCUUACUGUUACGGACUUGGUUAUGUGUGUGUGUCGUGUUUGGGAUUAUGGAAACGUGCUGCGGGUUCGUUGAGCAGAAAUUCGCGAUGGAACCCCAAGAUCAGACCGCUGUUGUUGGGUCAAGAGUAACAUUGCCAUGCCGAGUGGAAAAUAAGGCAGGUCAAUUACAGUGGACGAAAGACGACUUCGGUCUUGGUUUACAUAGAGAACUCAGCGGUUACGACCGGUAUAAAAUGAUCGGAAGUGACGAAGAAGGGGAUUAUUCUUUAGAUAUUCGAGACGUUACUUUAGAAGACGACGCAAAAUAUCAGUGCCAAGUCAGCUCUGGUUCGAGAGGUGAGCCUGCAAUUAGGUCACGGUACGCCCGCCUAACAGUUCUAGUACCGCCAGAACCACCAAAAAUACUGCAAGGCAAUUUCUACUCUACUAACGAAGACAGACUGAUUACAUUGGAAUGUGUGUCCGUCGGUGGAAAACCACCUGCGGAGAUCACGUGGGUGGACAGCAACGCUGGUGUCUUAACUCAGGGUGUUACUUAUACUGUGGAGCCUUUGUCUGACGGACAAAGAUUUACUGCCAGGUCUGUCAUUAAAAUGUCACCCAAAGAAGAGCAUCAUAACCAGACAUUCAUUUGUCAGGCACAAAAUACAGCAGACAGGGCUUACAGAGCUGCGAGUAUUCAAAUAGAGGUAAAAUACGCCCCUAAAGUGAAGAUUGUUAUAAAUUCUGACAAACGAAUACCCGAGGGACAUGACGCUGUUAUAAGUUGUAAAGCGGAGGCAAAUCCCAACAACUUGACUUACAGAUGGAUUAUGAACGAGUCAAUAGUUGGAAAUGCUUCAGAGCUGAAAAUUAACAACAUAACAAGAGCAUACAAUGGAGCCGUAUUAAAAUGCAUAGUUUUCAACGAAGUCGGAAAAAGCGAGGAAACUGAAGUACUUCAAAUCACUUAUCCUCCAUCUUUCCGGAAUCGCCCGAGAGACGUGGAUGCUGAAAUAGGAAAACAGGUUACGUUGAACUGUGAUGUAGAUGGAUACCCAGCUCCAGAGAUUAUAUGGCUGCAUUACGAAGAAGAUACUAAUAUUCGUGUGGGUAAAACACCAAAUUUAACGCUGUUAGUGGACACGCAUACAACUGGCCGAUAUAUGUGUAAAGCAAGUAUUGAAGGAUAUCCGGAAAUUGAGGCUGAAGCUUCAAUUUUUAUUAAAGGUCCACCUAAAAUAAUUUCAAACCACACACAGUUCGGGUCUCAAGGUGACACGGUUAAUAUUGAAUGUGCUGCAUUCGCAGUUCCUAGAAUUGACUCUAUUGUGUGGACGUUCGAAGGAAAAGAAAUUGACUCAUUACACGACCAGGAUUACGCGUUCUUUGAAGACCUACAGGAUGGAGGCAUUGUAAACUCAACGUUGAUCAUACGGGAUAGUCAAUCAAAACAUUUCGGUGUUUAUAAAUGCAAUGUCUCAAACGAUUACGGAAGCGACACGCUACAAAUCGUUUUGAGGCCAAACAAAACAUUCCCCUUGCUGUUGAUAUUAUUCGGGGUGACGUCUGGGACAAUAAUGGUCGCGGCGCUUGUGAUGCUAGUAAUUUUAUGUCAAAGGAAACAAAGGAAGAACAAACAGACGCAAGUUACAGAGAAACCAGACGUAACGGUCACAGCCGAGGAGCUUUUUAAAGAAAACGAUAGGACUUCGAACAUUAGUGAUCUAAAAUUGGAACUCAGACAAGCUAACGGCAGCUGUGAAAUUGAUUAUUCAAAUACGGGAUCAGAUAGCACUCUAUGCUCAAAUGCUAAAUUAGGCAGCGGUAUACCAUUAGCAGGUUCGGUCCCACUAACGACGAUAAAUCAAAAUUCCUACCAGCCAUAUAGAUACAGUAAUGAUUAUACUGAUCCCGCAUAUGCUGACUGUUAUAAGGUAAAUGGUUUUACGAACGGUUACCAGACUUAUGUUCAUUAUGGGCACGAUUACACUCCUGGUUCGCUUCGGGUACAGUCACCAACAUUAGGCAGCGACAAACUGACCCCAAAUAGAUCCAUUAACGGCAGUCUACCAAGAAGCGUGGACACACCGUCUUCAGCUCAGUACAAUACAAGCAAUGGAUCUCAGAGCAAUUCCUUACAACGAUCAACGAAAAGAAACGAAAGUAACACAGCUUUGAAUAAUUUAGCCAACGACGGUCGAAUGCCAAAUGGCAUAAUUCAAGGGGUGGAUGUAAGAUACGCUGCUACAUACGGGAAUCCUCAUCUACGCACUGGUCUCACAGUUCACACAGCAAAACCAGCGUCGACUCCGGCUCCGCCACCAUAUUCGUCUGUGAGAAACUCUGUGGUACUACCAUCAGGUCCAUCAUUGCAUUCAAUAACAUCACCCACAAGUCUAACAUCACCCCAAUGUGCCACAAGCCCAGUAACUAAUUCUACGAUGUCUACGGACAGCGCACAACCGGGCGUGACAACGUCAGCCACUCCUCAAUCGCCUAGCUCGCAUUACAUACUCGCUCCUUCCAAUCGAACCUUGGCCAAUACAAGCGUUACUAAGAAAGGUAACGCCCACCAAACGCCAUUAGCAACACACGUGUAGACUUUAAAAAUUGUUUGUGUACUUUUAGUGACCAAGUGUUAUAGAGUGAAAUAAACCUAAAUAAGAUGAACAUCUUUGUACGAGUAUUCGAUUUCUUAUAGCUCUAAUAUUAUUACGUUAACAUUAAUAUAUUUUUUUCAAUGUUUUAAAUUUAUUAAUUCUGUAUUAAUAUUAUGAUUAAAUAAUUAUUGGAUUACAAUAUAAUGCUUAAACAAAAAAAAAAAACUAAUCAACAAUCUUUAAUCAAUAACGAAUAUUUUGAGAAUUUAUAGUUUUAUUAUUUUAUAUGGGCUCUGUUUUUUUUUCGUUGAGGACAAUACUUUCUUCAUAUAUAUGUAUAUUCAUAUAAAUUUUCGCUUAGUGUUAAUUAUCGUCAAUUUAGCAUCAUCCCAUUAAGACUGGUCUAUGCUAUGGGUAAAACUAUUAGCCUAAUUUCUAUUAUAGGUGCAUUAAACGAUUAUUCAUAUCUCACUACAGCCAUUAUAAUGGCUUCGUAGUUUCUACAUCGGUUUACUAGAAUUUUAAAGAAUUUUCCUCUAACUUUUUUAUUAUUGCAAUUUCUAAUUGAGUUCAAAAAAUAAUAUUAUUUUAUAAUUCAAUACAAUUAGAUAGGAAUCGGUAUAGACAACAAUAUUUUUCUAUGUUUUCAAUGAAAUAUUAUUAAAGUUUUUUUUUAAAUCGAGUAUUAUUUACGUUAAGAUAUAUUAUAAUAUUCAUAUUGUUUGUUGAAUUAAUGAAAUAAUAAACUGUGUUUUAAUUUCGUAAAUAGCUUUAAACCUCGAUUAAUUUUUGUGCCAUUAGUCUACAUAUCAAAAGUAUAUUAUCAAUUGAUUUAGACAUACAUGUUACAAUUUUAUUUAGAUUAUAAAAUACGAGCAAUUCUAUUGGAAGUUAAUAAAUAAAUCGAAGCCCCUUUGCUCGUUAUUAAUAAAAUUAAUAAAAUUUGUUUCUAUCUAAAUUGAUUGAUAAUUUUCAUAUCUUCCAUCAUCAUACUAGGUACAAAUUAUGUUUCUACAUAAUAUAAAUGAGAUUGUUAUAUCAAUUAACUAACAGUAGCUAAUCUUACGCUCAAUAAAUAUAGAUAUUUCUUUUGUAUUCUUCGAUCUAAGACUGAUUAGACUAACAUCCAACACGGACGUCGCAAACAUUGAUUCCAAUUAUAGAGUUCUAACUCUGGAAUUUAUUUCAUGGUUAAGAAUCAAAAGUCCUUUAUAAUUGAGUUUUAUCAUAGGAGACGAAAGUCGAAACCUCUUAACAUUCUAUGGAUUCACCGUGUGGGUGCCGGGUUCAUCGCAUUGCAGGGAGAGGAGCUUCAACAGUGCCUGGGACUUGCGAUCUAGGUUUAGAUUAAAGGGGCUCACCUUCGCCGUCCAAGCUCCUCUCUCUACCUACCCAAAAUUUGAAAAGAACCUACUAGGGCUGCCAUUAAAGUACGUUCCAAGAAUGAAUUGACAUUAGUUCUGGACAGGCCCAAGUCUUUUAGUAGUUUGUAGAGAGAUUUAGCCGUUAUACCUCUCGCCUCCAUUUCUACCGCGUACAAAUCCACGAAGAACCUAUUUCUAGUGACUUCUUUAGUGAGCUCGUAAUCAUUAUUGACCUUAAUGGUAUAGCCUUUAGGAAUGUUCGUUUCCCAAGCAAUCGUAAGCUCUGUUAUCACGCUUUAAAAUCGCGAAUACAUAAAUAUGUCUGGUCUUGAAGCCAAAGAAGAAAUAACCUCUAGGAUUUUGUAUUGUUUAUCAGACGUAUCCAUCAUUAUAGUCCGAUCCGAAGCCGCUUUAAGGAUUGAGUAAGGCUUGACGUUUGAUUUUAUGGCCCUAGUACUUACUUUCACAAAACCUACUGAUCGCUCGUUUGUGAUUAUUUCUCUUUGCGCUCUGGCUACCGCUUAUUGAAGUCUUGACUCUUGUCAAAUCUUGAGUUGAAGUCUUGACUCUUGGUCUGAGCUCUGGGCUAUCUUUGACAUUUGGAAGCGAUGUACCUACGUCAUCAUGGGAUUUUCCCAAGAUAUGACUCUUGGAAACUCUCAGGUAUUUAUAGAGCUCCGAUUGCCUUUUAAGACUCAUCCCAAAACUUUCGAUCCCUGAAUAAAGCUGAUAAAUCAGCCGUUAGUUCGAGCCCGAUCAACUUCAGUAUCUUUAUGACACCUGGAUCUAAUUUUGAAAAGGGUUUUAUUAAAAUCAUAGACGAGGAAAGGCCAAUUUAAACGUGAAGUAAGGUAAUUGUCGUAUAUCCAAGCUUUUUUGACGUCACUGAUCUGUUGGCUAUCUACCUUGUUAAGAUCGUUUAAAAACCUUCCUACUAUUCCAUCUAAAGAUCUAUCUUUACGACGACCUAUAUUAUCAAUCUUACGAACGUGAAAUUUAAAUGGUGCAUUUUCGGAACCGUAGAAACGCAUUGAACGCCUAACGAUAAUCCCGAUUCCUAUUAGGUAUAUUCCGCCUACCAACACAGACAGUGACAUUUAUUUGGUUUUGUCCUCAAUCCCUCCGUCCACUCACAGAAUUUAUCCACUUCAUCCUAUAGUACUUGACAGUAUUCGGGGUUAAGUAUCAGUAUUGCGAGAUCGUCAGUGAAGGCUAAAAAUGGAUUCUGUAUAUUUAUUGUUAAACUUGAACCGAUACCCCCAUUUUUCUCCUUGCUGAUCAGUUUAUCUACUAAGAUAUUAAUAACAAUAUUAAAUACUAUUGAAGAUAAACAGCAACCUUGAAAUAGUCCUACAUUGUAACUCAAAGUUUUUGAAGGGCCUUCUUUAGUUGUUAUAGAAAACUUGAAUUUUGAGUAAUAUGACGCGAUCAUAUCACUAACUAGGAGUGGAAAGUUGUACCAUCUUAGCGCGAAUAGCAUUAAUUUAUAUUGUAUCGACCUGAACGCAUUCAGAACGCGUUAAGUCUAUUCAACAAACUGUAAUUUGCCUCUCGCUUUUCCUAACAUUUUUUAACUCUUCGACAGCAAAGUGUUGUGUUCUAGGCAUCCAGACAUUCCGGGUAAAAACCCUUUCUGGUGAUUUGGCCUAAAAUACCUGUUGCUGAGCAUGAGUUGGGUCAUUCUCGUUCGAAGAACGGAGAAAAAGAGUUUAGAUAUAGUAUUUGUUAAGGUUAUCGGUCUUGUAUUUUUCGGAUCAGUGACUCGAUUUUUUUUUUUUUGGGAAUAAGGACAAAAAACGCUUUCCCGAAGCACGUCUCCGGAAUUUGUUUCUUUGACCACAUUUUAUCGUGUAUAUUUAUGAGAUGUUUAGGAACCGAUGAACAUUUUUUAAAGACUAUAUAUUAUAUAAUAUUAUAUAUUAAAAUAUAUUAUGUGUAAAAAAUGUCAACAAAUCUUAUACAUAUACUUUCCAUCGUCUUAUAAGUUCAGGUAAAAACUAAACUUUAUCAUAUAGCCCUCAGUAAAAGGAAUUCCCUGUCGUAAUAAUAUUUUCUUAUAACGUAGCUACCUGCUUCUGUUUUAUUAUCAAUAAAUUUUAUUAGCUGUAAAGCUUCAUAUAUGAACUAUGACGUCACUGGCUUUAUAACACAAGCUAGUUAAGAUAGAUGGGAUUGACUGGAGUGCAUAAAAACGAUUUUAAACUGUAUUCCCUUGAUAUAAGUUUGAUUCUUUAAUGCAGCAAUGUUUUAUAGUGCAUAAAAGAUGGUAACCCAUUGUAGAUUGUGUUGGAAAGUUUUUAAUAUAGAUAAUUUAUUGAAGCAAGUUAAAAUAUCAAAUGAUUCGUACGAGUAAAUGCUGGGAAAAUCAAUUCAGGUUUUUGGGUCAUAAAUGAACAAUUGAUACCUUACAAUGUUACUAAUUAAUCAUCAAAAUAAAGGUAUAAAGAAGUUCAAUUAUUUUAAAAGUAAGCAUGGUUCAAAGUUGUGUUAUGAAACUAACAGUUAACUAAAUGAAAUUGGUAUUCUGAAAGUAAGUCUAAGACAUCUUUAAUUUUAAAAAUAAUAUAUGGAUAUGAAGCUAAUUAUAAAGGACUUUUGAUUAGUCUUGUAUUUAACACUUGUUUAUUUUCUUUCAAAGACAUUUUUAUAAUUUCAUUAUAAUUUUAAAUUUUACUAUUGAGUGACAAACCAUACUACAUUUAAGUCGUUAACUACUUUUAACUAUUUCUCGUUAAUAGGUGAAAUGAAAUUACGUAACUAGUUAGUUAAUUUUCUACGUAAUGUUGAAUAAAAACGAACUCAAUUCGAAAAUGGCCUAGAUUUUUAGAUAAAAAUAUAAAAACAAUAUCAUUACUAUGCUUAGAAUCGUUUCAGCCGUCUCUUUACUAAUUUAUAAGUAUAUAUUAAAACUCGCUAUUCGUGAUUUCUUAUAAAAAUCAUAAUUUAUUUAAAAUAUAUUUAACAUAGUUCACUAUGAUAUAAUUUUAAGAUCGCAAAUCAUAAGUUAAACUUCUUAUACAAAUUAUACAGUCAAAUUAUGUAGAGUUAAAAAUCACAUAAAUCUGUCAAUUAUAAAAAAAAAAAGAUCAAGGAAUCACAGAAUUGAGUUUUUCAUUAGCUAAGAGAAUUGUAAAUAAAAAAAAUUGCUUAUACACUUGCGAUAAUCUUUAUAGGGUAAUAUAAUGUUCUUGAAUAGAAUAUGAAUACAUAUACCUUUUUAAAUUUCUAAGAAGGUAAAGAUACAGCAAUUUAUGAAAAGAUUUUGUCGAUUGGUGUAUUUUUAUAACAUUACUAUUAGUACUACUGAGUAUGAAAUGGUCAUUUACAGCGUGUCUUUUUAUGUAUAUUCUUAGUGCAAGUUAUAUUUUUAAAUUACUUUAAAAUAUAAAUGUUUUGCUGUAAAUGAAAAUUUUAUGCGGUGUAUAUUAUUUUUUCUGUGAUACAUAGAAUAAAAUGUGUGAUUCUUUUUUUGUUUUGUAAAUAAUGUCUGCUAAUGUGUAUAAAAUAAUGUAAAGCUUUCAAUUUUGGUAAAUAGAUGAUAGAUUAACGCGUUUUUGUGGAGUGAGAUACUUAAUAGAAUGAGCAAAUGUUAUGAGACAAAUGAAAAAAAAAAUGUAAGUUAGAAAAUUGUACAAAUUACUUUUCUAAAUAAAAUGAAACUUUGGCCUAUGUA
This is a messenger RNA of Danaus plexippus (monarch butterfly), 8038 nucleotides long. It is a transcript of the gene rst, whose product is annotated as irregular chiasm C-roughest protein-like. Gene Ontology annotation, biological process: cell-cell adhesion. Gene Ontology annotation, molecular function: cell adhesion molecule binding. The transcript has 22 exons. The record is from RefSeq and is a predicted model, not a curated record. NCBI's taxonomy places the organism in Eukaryota, Metazoa, Arthropoda, Insecta, Lepidoptera, Nymphalidae. Gene Ontology annotation, cellular component: cell-cell junction. Bases 371 to 3001 code for a protein of 876 amino acids.